ACACCGAGCACGCUGUGACGCCUGACCGGUUCGCCCCACAGUUGCGAUGACAUGUGAGCAAUGAAGCUUCCAUCACCAGCGCCGAAGCGUCUCACGGACACAGGCUAACUAAAUCUACGCUGACACGUCUGCGUCGCGAAAUCUCACUGAGCAGACCAUGACAGCGCACCGAUGACCUCGCGUACUCGGCGGUAGCUGAGAAUCCAUUAUAUCAAGAUGCCAGGCUCAAGUCGACGGUCCAUCUCUCUGCCCACUCUUCCACUCCGCCGUUCAGGCCUCAACCUAGACCUGCGCAACUCCGCAACCCGGCAGCAGCUCCUCGCCGGAUCAAUAGAUCUCCUCCGGAAUGCGCUACUCGUUCUGUUCAUCCUGCGGUACACGCGCAAGACUUUAGCACACCUACGCGGAUAUGGCCUGCUCGGUUCCCUACAGCGCCUCUACAAAGACCUAUACCGCAACUUCUAUGCCCUCUUCCUCCGCCUCCCAUUCGUCCAGGCCAAAGUGCGCAAGGAUGUGGAUAAAGCGAUGAGCGAACUGGAAGGGAAGCUCGUGCCCACCGGACCGGGAGUCACUACGUAUACGAGCUUACCGCUUGCGGGAUGGACGGUCGAGCAGAUCCGCAAGGAGCUGGAGAAGUUGUCGGAGAUGAAGCAUACGCGGUGGGAGGAUGGGAGGGUCAGUGGAGCGGUGUAUCACGGGGGCAAUGAGCUUUCGGAUUUGCAGAGUGAGGCGUUCCGGAAGUUUGGCGUCAGUAACCCCAUACACCCUGAUGUGUUUCCCGGGGUGAGGAAGAUGGAGAGUGAGAUUGUUGCGAUGACGCUGGCGCUUUUUCAUGGCCCGGCUAACGGAGCGGGUGUGACGACUAGUGGAGGCUCGGAGAGUAUAUUGAUGGCUGUGCUCUCUGCGCGGCAGAAGGCGUGGAAGGAGAGAGGGGUGAGGGAGCCGGAGCUAGUGCUACCUGAGACCGCACAUACGGCAUUCAGGAAGGCGUGCGAGUACUUCAAGAUCAAGGUCCAUCUCGUGCCUUGUCCGGCCCCGAGCUACAGAGUUCAUACACCCACGGUAAGCCGACUGAUCAACAGCAACACCAUCUUGCUGGUCGGCAGCGCGCCCAACUUCCCUCAUGGCAUCGUGGACGACAUACCCGCCCUUUCGCGACUCGCACAGAAGCACAAACUGCCAUUGCACGUCGACUGCUGUCUCGGCAGCUUCGUGAUACCGUUCUUGGAGAAAGCAGGCUUCCCAGCACCCGAGUUUGACUUCAGAGUUCCUGGCGUGACGAGCAUAAGCGUCGACACGCACAAGUAUGGCUUCGCGCCGAAAGGGAACAGUGUGGUGCUGUAUCGUUCCACGGAGCUCAGGCGGUAUCAGUACUAUGUCUGUCCUGACUGGUCUGGCGGCGUAUAUGCGAGCCCGAAUAUGGCCGGCUCGAGACCUGGCGCGUUGAUUGCGGGCUGCUGGGCGAGUCUGAUGCGGAUGGGUGAGGAUGGCUAUCUAGAUACGUGCUUGAAGAUUGUGGGCGCGAGACAGCGGGUUGAAGAUGCGGUUCGCGAGAACGAGAAGCUGAAGGCGAGCUUGAAGAUCAUUGGCAAGCCGAUGGUGUCUGUCGUUGCUUUUAAGGCGGAUGAGGCCGCUCCGUUCGCUGACAAAGUGGAUGUCUACGACGUCGCUGACGGUAUGAGUGGCAAGGGCUGGCAUUUGAAUGCGCUGCAGGACCCGCCGGCAAUCCACGUUGCAGUGACAAUCCCUAUCGUUACGGUGGUGGACGAGCUGAUUAGAGAUUUGGAAGUGGUGGUGCAGGAGUGCAAGGGCAAAGCGGUAGAGAAGAAAGGCGAUGCGGCGGCAUUGUACGGUGUCGCCGGCGCUUUGCCGGAUAAAAGCAUCGUCAGGGAACUGGCAAGGGGGUUUUUGGACACCCUUUACAAGACCGCAUGAGACUGCUGGCGUAUCUGAGAGCGUGCAGAAUGUAGCGUUGCAUUUGAGCGAGUUCUGCAUGAUGAGAGCGUUCGGUAGCGCAGACUGCAUGUACAGAUUGAUUGAGCUGCAUUGGCUACGCGCAGUAACCCUUCAACACUCCGCCCGUGCCGACCGCCAUUCCUUGCGCCGCAAUUACGUGUCGAGUCUUGUAGGGAAGGUGCCCUUCUCUCUCUGGUCAUCCCAUCUCUCGCACCAUGAGCUCGGGCAUAGGGAUCGGUAGGCGAGGAAGAACUGACGGCAAGGCUUGAAGUCUUCACCCUUGGCGAGGAUGCACUUGUGGUAGUCGACGUAGUUCUGCCAGCAGUGCUUGGUUUGGUUCUGGUUCGGGAAGCGAGCAUCGAAGCC
This is a messenger RNA of Baudoinia panamericana UAMH 10762, 2322 nucleotides long. RefSeq lists its product as uncharacterized. NCBI's taxonomy places the organism in Eukaryota, Fungi, Ascomycota, Dothideomycetes, Mycosphaerellales, Teratosphaeriaceae. The record is from RefSeq and is a predicted model, not a curated record. The coding region runs from base 217 to 1935 and encodes 572 amino acids. Gene Ontology annotation, cellular component: endoplasmic reticulum. Gene Ontology annotation, biological process: carboxylic acid metabolic process; sphingolipid catabolic process. The transcript has 2 exons. Gene Ontology annotation, molecular function: sphinganine-1-phosphate aldolase activity; pyridoxal phosphate binding.